Molecule: messenger RNA, 3390 nt
Organism: Anopheles nili
Lineage: Eukaryota; Metazoa; Arthropoda; Insecta; Diptera; Culicidae
Product: lateral signaling target protein 2 homolog
Exons: 4
Coding region: 49-3390 (1113 amino acids)
Cellular component (GO): early endosome membrane
Molecular function (GO): metal ion binding
Source: RefSeq, a predicted model, not a curated record
AUUGAUAAGCCACAUCAAGUGCAGGCGUAGGGGAGAGGACAACCAGCGAUGGAUUCGUUGCGAAAAUGGUUGAACAAGCCAAAGGCCGACGACAAAUCUCUGCUGGCACGAUUUUACCAUGCCGAUCGUGCUCUGACAGCGAUCGCCAGCGAAUUGGAUAGCUUCGAUGGACGAGCAGAACCCGUCCGUUGUACCCGGCUUGUUAGCCGCCUGCGCCAAUGCCAGGACCGCGUUCUGGCAAUCACCAAUCAAAUCAUGGACGAGUUACUUGGUGAUGAUCGAGCUCAGCGUGCCUUUCGAGUGAAAUUCCCCGAGGAGGUACUGCAGGAAAGUCUAGCCGGGCAGCUGUGGUUCGGUGCGGAAUGCUUGGCAGCCGGCUCGUCAAUACUGAAUCGCGAGGCCGAGUCGGCAAAGAUGCGUCCAAUCGCAAAAGCGGUUACCAAGAGUCUCGAGAUCGUGCGGAAUCGUCUUCGAGAGCAGUGCCUUCGCAAUAAUACCCCAAACAGCCCGACGCUCCGGCUGGACUUCAAUGAUGCAGCCACGGAGCAGCUGUACGAAAGCCUAAAGAUAUUCGAUCGCCUGUUCGCCGAGUUCGAGCUGGUGUACGUCAGCGCGAUGGUGCAGGUUAAAACGAAGCAAGAGUACGAAAUGCAAGAGCUGAUUUGUGUGCUAUUCUCGGAAACGUUGCAAAGGGCGCUAAAGACGGGGCUGCUCGAGCAAGAUCAGGUGGAUUCGUACGAUCCUGCGCUGAUGUUUUCCAUUCCUCGGUUGGCAAUUAUCGCCGGCUUGGUCAUUUUCCGCGAUGGCCCUCUAAACAUGGACCAGCCGGCGGACAACAUUUCGGAGAUGUUCCGACCGUUUCGCAAGCUGCUCAUUAAGAUGCGUGAUCUGCUGCACACUCUGACGAAACACGAGCUGUAUCAGCUGGAGAAACUGCUCUGCACGAAUGAAGAGAUAAGCGUGAACGAACAAUUGAUCUGUGAUGAAAAUGGCGGCAAUGCUGGUGCCGGUGAAAGUGUACGUGCGGUGGAUGCUCACGAACCGGUGGGCGAAAGCGCGGAACAUGUGGUCAUUGUAACAACGACGACUGUCACGAGGACGAACGCAGCGAAUGUCGUUACCGAUGACGGAAGAAGGACCGAUGCGAACGAUGCUAGUGGUGGUGAUAAUAAUUUGCAUGUAGUUAGUCAAGGAUACAAUGUGAGUGCCGAUGGUGUAGGGUGCAAUCUGAUCGUGACGGGUAGCGACGGGAGCAGCAGUGGGUGUUGCAGUACUAAUAAAGCAAAAAACCGUCACAAUCAGCAGCAGCCACGGCUGAGAUCGGUGCAGCAACAUUCCUCACACGGUGCAGGGACGAUAACGUACGAAGGAACGGAGAAGGAAGACAAUAACAACCACAUUCAGAAUGAUGGUGAUGACGAGGACGAAGACGACGAAGCGGACGAAGACAGCAUCCUAAAGGACGGGCUUGUCACCACGGACUGUGCCUCGGGAUACUUGAUACCGAACACUAACUUUGGCAACUUACUGCAGACGAACGAGGCACCCCUAACGGACAGCAUAAUAGCAACGGACGACGAGCUGCGGUUACUUGCCGUCGAGAUGGCUUCUCCAUCGACGUUGACACGGGCAAACAUUGAAAACAUUCUAGCCAAUACCGGCAGUGAUGUCCAGCAGUCGCUUGUUGAUUCGGAUUCAGGCCACGUCACAGCGAGCCACAGCACAGAUAUGUCCCCCGAGCUGGAAUCUGAGCGAACUGUGACCGCGAUGGCUGCAGAGCCGAAAGAUGAUCCCGAUGUUAAGCCGAUGACUUCGUUGGAAAACAUUACAGGCAAAGCACAUCGUGUCAGAUCCAAAACCAUUACAAUGCACAAACAAGUCGAAAUUAGCGAAUCCUCGAGUGACGACGAAGAAGCAAACGUGGACGAAGCCGAUCAUGAAGAUGCUGAUGACGACGAAGACGAGGACGAAGAGGAUGCCGCAUUACCAGAAAUCAAUUUCGUGAUAGGAGGACCGACGAAGAAGGAAACCUAUGCAGCUUGCGACAACUCAGGUCGGCCCAGCUCCAGCCAAAAGAAGCAAUCGCAGUAUAACAGUAGUAGUCACCGCAAGCAGAACCACCACCGGCCACGGGCAUCGACAUCGUCGUCGGUACCAUCCGGACACCGUAAACCUCAAUCACAUCAGCACCACCAUCAUCACCAUCAUCACCACCAUCACCAUCCGCAUUCCGAAAUGGCAGGAGCUAGCAACUCGGUCGCCACCACGACUACUUCUAGCACCACCAGCUGCGCCCCAAAUGGCAGUGCACGUCAUAGUCGAACGCACCAGCAACCGCCACAGCAGCGCAGUUCAUCAUCCAGCUGUGAUACAUCGCCCACGCAAAGCGAGUGCAGUGAUGCGCAGGAGGUGUCACUCGCUAUACGGCCGGCAGGACGAAAUAAAUUCAAAACAACCGAAAACCUGUUGCAUCGGCUGUUUGUGUGCAUCGCGGGAGUAGCGGAUCAGUUGCAGACGAAUUUCGCGGCCGACCUGCGGAAGAUGCUGAAAAGUGUGUUCAUCAUGAAUACGUCCCCGCCCGAGCCAGAAGAAUCACCGGAGGCAAAUGCCAACGAAGAGGAAUCGAAGGAUGGCCAACACAAUCCGUCCGAUUUGUUCGAGUUUCGGGCGAGCGAACAGGACGUCAUUUCGGCCGACCAACAAAACCACAGUGGUGGCUCGAGCCAGAGCAUCUACUCGGCCGAGGAAGCAAACCCCGAGCAAGAUUCUGUGUCCGUAUCAUCGGGUGACUCAUCGCCCGUGCGUCGAACGGCCAGCGUUGAAAGUCGCAACGUGACGGUGAACGUGUCCGUGUCCGUCGUGACUUCGCCACCGGGUGGCGGUGGAAACAGCGGCCACACCAGCGUCGGAAGUGCUCGCACGGCCCAGGAGCGUAGCGUUAGUCUGAGCGAAGCGUGCAUUGUUGUUGAGGGAGGAAAAACAGCCUCCUCUCGCAGACACAGUGCCAGUGGCUCGAAGAGCGACUACGGUCGCAGCCGAAGCAGUCCAAACAGUCCAAUCAAUAGCAAUAAUAAUGGUAGUGGUUCCGCCAACACUUCUUCUUCCUUGUCUGGGCGGGAUAUGCACAUAGAACAUCAGCAGCAACAGCAGCAGCAGUCGCAGCGGCGAAUGCCAGAGGAACCUCCGCGCUGGAUUCCGGACUGUGAUGCACCACGGUGCAUGUCGUGUGCGUCGGCUUUUACACCGUUUCGUAGGCGACAUCACUGCCGCAACUGUGGCGGAGUGUUUUGUGGGGUUUGCUCGAAUUUAUCCGCACCGCUACCAAAAUACGGCCUGACCAAAGCAGUGCGUGUCUGUCGGGAUUGCUUUGUUCAUGAAGUUGGUGUUUAG